UAACAUUUUUGUGGAGCUCUGUGAUUGGUCGUCAUUUCUGCAUAUAUUGGUCGCGACCCUUUUUGAUCUCAGUUAGUGGUUUCUGGGCCCAGGCAUGAUCUUACUGGUGUUACAUACUUUGCUGUUGAGUUAUGUCUGCGGUCAUGAGAUUUGGUUUUCCGAAACGUUUCCUAAUGAAAAAUCUAUUGAAAGCUGGGUCGCGUCGACCCACAAUGGCGACAAACAAGGAGAAUUUAAGAUAGAAGCUGGAAAAUCUCCGAUUGAUCCGAUCGAAAGCUUAGGCUUAAAACUACACAAGAUGCUAAGUUCUACGGCAUAGCACGGAAGCUAGAAAAGCCUUUUAGUAACCGUGAUAAGACUCUCGUCGUUCAGUUUACUGUCAAAUUCGACAAAACAGUCAGCUGUGGAGGAGCUUACAUAAAGCUCCUGGGGUCUGACAUUGAUCCAAAAUCAUUUCACGGGGAAACUCCUUACAAAAUAAUGUUCGGUCCUGAUAUAUGUGGUAUGGCUACAAAGAAAGUACAUGUCAUCUUCAAUUACAAAGGCCAGAAUUAUCUCAUCAAGAAAGAGAUUUCCUGCAGAGAUGACUUGAAGACACAUCUGUACACAUUGAUUGUUAAUCCCAACAAUACAUACGAGGUUUUGAUCGACAAUGACAGUGUUGAGCAAGGCUCAUUGGAAGAUGACUGGGAUAUGCUUCUUCCGAAGAAGAUUGAUGACCCUAAUGAUAAAAAACCUUCAGAUUGGGUGGAUGAUGAGUAUAUCGAUGACCCAGACGAUAAAAAACCAGAAGAUUGGGACCAACCAAAAAUGAUACCUGAUAUGGAUGCCAAAAAACCUGAUGAUUGGGACGACGCGAUGGAUGGUGAAUGGGAACGUCCUCAAAAGGAUAAUCCUGAUUAUAAAGGGGAGUGGAGCCCGAGACGUAUACUGAAUCCCAAGUACAAAGGAGAGUGGAAACCCGCCCAAAUAGAUAAUCCAGAUUACAAACCCGACCCUGAGUUAUAUAUACAGGACGACAUUGGUUACGUUGGUUUUGACCUUUGGCAAGUUGAUUCAGGGUCUAUUUUUGACAAUAUUUUGAUUACUGACAGUGCCGAGUUCGCCAAACAACAGGGCGAUCAACACUGGAGAAAACGGUAUGAUGCUGAAAUGGCUAAAGACCAGUCAGCUGAUAAAGAUUCAGACAAAGACACUGCUGCCACCGAAAAGGUUGAAGAUACCAAAGAAGGAUUCGACUUCAAACCUGAAGACACUGAUAAAUCGGAUGAAGAGGCGCCCGGUGAUCAUGAUGAACUGUAAAAUUUCGUACGGGCAGUGAGAACAAUUUAUUUUCUUUUUUUUUUUACUAGGACCCCUCCUCUUAAACCUGUACAUUCAUUAUACUGCUUCGUUAAUAUACAUUGUUGUGAGUUU
Molecule: messenger RNA, 1416 nt
Organism: Heterobilharzia americana
Lineage: Eukaryota; Metazoa; Platyhelminthes; Trematoda; Strigeidida; Schistosomatidae
Source: the annotation of a GenBank genome assembly